UCGAGAAUUAGCGAGGAAUACGUUGUACGAACACCUCAAAAGUGGACGUGUGUGGAUCAGCAUGAAGAAAAACGUCAAAAAUGGAAUAAUUGCGUAGUAAAAAGUGCAAAAGUGCAAGAAAUAAUUGUGUGCAAGAUGUGUGAUUUGGUGUAUAUGUGUAAAUAAUGCCUGUACUAACUCCGAGAACUUGAAAAUUAUUUGUAAACAAACUGUGCGAGUUUCGUUCAAGAUGGCUGGACUUUGAAGAUACUCUUUGUCCGUAUGUCAUUAUGAAAGUUGAGCUAUUUGCCCAGGAUAGGAGGUUAGAGUGGGAAUGCAUGACAUGUUCAUCCAAUCCCAUCAGUUGGUUACGAAUAGCAACAGCAAUAGCAGUAUCAGCAACAACGGGGCGGUCCAACCAAAAAAGCGUAAGGCAGAACAUUAUAGUAACGGUACCGGUAUCGUUAGCGGCAACACAGGCUCAGAGUUUUCCUUCGUCGAUCAAGUAUUUUCUGUGAACGGCGGAACGCAGAAUUUCGGAUCUUCUUCAAACACAACCAAUCUUUCUUCUCUGACCGGUAAUAACGUUAAUAAUCAAAAUACAAAUCAUAAUCACAAUGGCAGUCCUAGUCGCGUUAAUCAACAACCGUUUGUACGCGCUUCGACCAUCAAAUUGUUAGACACGUAUCAGCGCUGCGGCCAAAAACGAAAAACUUGGUCGCCCGAGGGUAAUGGUAAUAGCUGCGGGGAGGCGGUCAUCCCCAAUACAGAGUGUCCAAUAUCAACAACCACGACGGCCCACAGCAAAGUUACAGCGGCUCCGGGGGGCACCAACCCCCAGCCGCAAGGUAAGCAAAAAAGGUCGGCGGCAACGAGUGGGGCCGACGGAGAUUACCAAUUGGUACAGCACGAGGUGUUGUACUCCAUGACCAACCAGUACGAGGUGCUCGAGUUUUUAGGCAGGGGCACGUUUGGACAAGUGGUCAAAUGUUGGAAGAAGGGCACCAACGAAAUUGUCGCCAUCAAGAUUCUGAAGAAUCAUCCUUCGUAUGCCAGACAAGGUCAAAUAGAAGUGAGCAUACUAUCCAGACUAAGCCAGGAAAAUGCGGACGAAUUCAACUUCGUCAGGGCAUACGAAUGUUUCCAACACAAGAACCAUACGUGUCUUGUGUUCGAAAUGCUCGAACAGAACCUCUACGACUUCCUCAAACAGAAUAAAUUCAGCCCUCUACCUCUAAAAUAUAUCAGGCCGAUUUUGCAGCAGGUUUUGACAGCGUUGCUCAAACUUAAGCAAUUAGGACUGAUUCACGCGGAUUUGAAACCUGAAAACAUCAUGUUAGUUGAUCCAGUACGACAGCCUUACCGCGUGAAAGUGAUAGAUUUCGGCAGUGCAUCACAUGUCAGCAAGGCGGUAUGUAACACUUACUUGCAAUCGAGGUACUACAGGGCGCCGGAGAUCAUUUUGGGAUUGCCCUUCUGCGAAGCAAUCGACAUGUGGUCGCUGGGAUGCGUGGUGGCGGAACUCUUCCUGGGAUGGCCGUUGUAUCCGGGAUCUUCUGAAUACGACCAGAUCCGAUACAUCAGCCAAACCCAAGGUUUACCCACCGAGCAUAUGCUGAAUAACGCAUCGAAAACGACCAAAUUUUUCUACAGAGACAUGGACAGCACAUACCCUUUCUGGAGGCUCAAAACACCAGAAGAACAUGAAGCCGAAACUGGGAUCAAGUCCAAAGAGGCCAGAAAGUACAUCUUCAAUUGCUUAGAUGAUAUAGGACAAGUUAAUGUACCAACUGAUCUCGAAGGUGGCCAAUUGUUAGCCGAAAAAGUUGACAGGAAAGAGUUCAUAGACUUGCUGAAAAGAAUGUUGACCAUGGACCAGGAGAGAAGGACAACUCCCGGAGAAGCAUUAAACCACGCAUUUGUCAGAUUGGCCCACUUAGUAGACUACGCACAUUGUAAUAAUGUGAAAGCUAGUGUACAAAUGAUGGAGGUUUGCCGACGAAACGAUUUCAACAAUACGACUUCCGCUUCUCAUCAUCAACCGACACAACAGGCACCGUCAUUGGUAGCCAAUUUCGUUCCAAGUUCUAACGGCAACGUAACGUUCACCAUUAACAAUCAGCUGACCAAUCAAGUUCAAAGACUUGUUCGAGAUCGGUCGGGAUACGACAAUUUGUAUCAAAUAUACAACGGCAGGACCGUGGGCAGACAAUAUGCUACAAGUAGCCGAGCAGAUCCCUUCCAACACCAACUCGUGUCGAGUAUUCUUUGUCCUGCUGGUUACCAAGGAAUGGGAGGAUCUCCAGCGAAACAUGUGACUGUCGUUCAGCAACAACAACUGCAGAUACCACCGCCGAUUUUGAGUCAACCCGGUCAACAACAGUAUGUACCUGUUAGUGUGGUUGAGCCUAGUGGAAGACAAAUGUUAUUAACUAACGCAGUACAAACCUCCUGGCCGACCAAUCGCCAGCAGAUGGCUAUCGUACCCUCGUGGCAACAGAUUCCACCACAACAUGCUGCCAUCCAACAACCCCUGCUCUCCGAAGCCGAAUGGGGACGACCCCUCUUGGUAGACUCAUCUGCGAUUCUCCAAGAGCAAAGACCUGUUUUUCCCGUGGACGUCGCAGCAGAGGUUUACAAUCCUACCAUCGUCGAUCAUACGGGAGCCUCUUGGGGGAGUAGUAAGAGGAGUUCCAAGAAUCAUCAUGGACAGCAGUCUGGGUCGCAUCAUAGCCAUCAUCAUUUAAUGGUUCCGUCGCAUCAUCGAUCUCAACACGAUAAGAAAGAACAGACGCAACUGAGUCCAGUUAAGAAACGGGUAAAGGAAGGGACACCUCCUACAGAACAGAUCAGCUAUGCGAGCAGUAGUAAUAGAAGGAAUCAUAGUCCAUCAAAUCAGUGGCAUCAUUCUUCUUCGCAUCAACUUGUAUCUUCCCAUGAUCACCAUACUCAAACGGUGCAUCACCAUCAUCACCACCACCACCAUAACAGCAGCAGCUCCAACACUAUCGCCGCCGCCCCUCCUAAACAGCAUACUAUUACUAUUAAUGAUACACCCUCGCCAGCAGUUUCCGUUAUCACGAUAUCCGACAGCGAAGAUGAAGUGGCACCAGGCAAGAAAACUAUACAUACCACCACACAAACUCAACCAUUGGCACCGCCCCCACCAGUUACCGCGGCACAAAGGAAAAACGUGAUAAGUUGCGUCAGCGUACAAGAUAGUGAUAAUGAAGAAAGACAUUCUGUUAAGGCUUCCACUCAGACUCACAAUUACAAUCCAGUUAUCAAAAACGAACCAUGCCAGAGCCAACAUAGCAGCCAGAGCAGCCAAAAUAGCAGUAGUAGCAGCAGUAUCAAUUACGCAUCUCAGAAAAAGAGGAUUCUGGCAAAAGCACAGUCUGAGUGCAUGUUAAAUGUACCCACGAAACAAGAACCUACAGACUAUAACUAUUUGCAACACUGUGGAUCCGCUUGUAAAGAACCCACACAGACCUAUCAGUACGUUAGUACCUCCCAACACGACCAACCGACAUACUCUACGAGCGAUAAACGAGUCUCGUGGGCUCCCCCCGUAGCCCACAAUACCUCGAGUCACUCUCGGCGACACUCGGCAGUGCCAGUAGUCAACCUCCAAGAGUACGCCGUUACUGCGCAGCCGCACAAUGAAUAUAUCCAACCGCCUGCCGCCCAUUCGACGAGAGAUUCGCUGACUGUCGCCAGAGAGCAGCAUCUGCUAGCUCCCGGCAAGAGCUGGGGACCGCCGCAGGCUAUUCAUCCAAGUUAUAGACACAGCCAGGCGCACCUAUCUCCACAACCACUAGCGGCUGCACCGAGGCUGUCACCUCAACAUCCAUUGGCAGCAGCGGCUGGCCAACCGCUCUACCACCAAACCGAGCUUUACCGACGACCUGUCUACGUCACCACUACGCAACCCGCAUAUCUGCCAGCUACUCACCAGGUGGCGCCGGCGGGCCGCGCUCUUCCCCCGCCUCCAGCACACCAUGCGAGCGCCAGGCCCGUGCUAGCCAGCCACGCUAGUCACCCGCUGCCGGCUCAUCUGCAAUUCCCGUCACACGCUCAGGUGACGGCCGCCUCCUACGGAUUCGCCCCGCUUAGCCCCGCCAAAAGCCAUCAAUACCAACCGGCCAGUCUUUGGUUCGCCGAAUAGAUACGAAGGAAUAUUAUGAUACAAAAAAGAAACUAUACGUUGACUGGAUACUGCUCAAAUUUCGGUCCAGUUUUUUAUGAAAUUGUAUUUAGUUUUGGUUGUUAUAAGAUCUGGUGGUAAGUGCAUUUAGAUGCGAAAUGAACCGAAAUGUUUGUCAAAUUUUUAGAUAUAUACAAGAAGCGCAUUGUGGGAUUAUGAAUAAAGUUUAAGUCUACUCUACAAAUGACAUUGCACACAUCUUGUGAAAAAUAUAAUGUCACUCAAAUGCAAGAAAAUUUACAUGAGAAGAUUCAUCUCGAAAUUACAAUCAUUUUAGAUCGUUGCGCCAACUCCGAAUUUUGUAUACCUCUGAAUAUAGGAAUACUGACCAAAGUCAUGACUUUAUUAUCUAUAAGGUAAGAGUAAUCCUCUGUCUUAACCCUUUCGUUCACGAAUUAAAUUUCUUUAAGCUAAAAAUCUGAUAUUUGCAACAUAGCGAGAAUGAUUUUUUUGCGAAUUUUUGAUAUUAGUUUUACAUUUUCAAAAUGCACAGUUUGGUCACUACAGGUUGUCCUCAUUUGAGAACAUCGUAAGCCAAUGGAGUAAAAAUAUUUGAUAUCUUUUUUAAAAUACUGACAAAAAAAAACAAAAACUAAAGUGUUUUAUUCGGUAAGUAAUAUAUCUUACAAAACAAUUUUUUCUUUACUUAUACAGAGAUGAACGUUGCAUUUAUCCCAUGUCAUUCGUAAGUUGCUCUUACAAACAGGCAAUGUACAUCUGGAUACAUUAGGUUUAUCAUCGUGUAUGAGCCAAUGGUGAAAUUCAUCUAGUCAUACUUCUUGGACGGAGCGCGUUUUUAUAUUUACCUAAAAAUGAAUUUUUCCGUUGACUCACAAUGUCCACAAACGAGUACACGAUUUUCAGAAAAUCCUCGGUAGCUAAUUUUAAGCAAAAACGCUAUUAUACUGAAUUCGCUCUACGGAGAUUCACUUUGACACAUUCGGAAUAGGAAACAUACAACACAAAAAUUCCUACCUCACACUAUGUAUUAACUGCUAAAAUCAACUUAAUCUUUCAUUAAAAAAAGAAGAAUUAUUAGAAAUAGUGGGAGUGUCUACUAAUCUCAUAAAAUUUUGUGGUGUUUAUUUCUACAAAAUAUUUUUAUUUUGUACAAUAAAUAAUUUUCUCAUUUGUUAUCAAUACAUUAUAAUGGUGUAAAAAAAUAAUUAUUGAUUGGCGUAAGGUUUAUGUUAUUUUUAUGUCUGUUUACUAUUAAUAAUAUUGGCUAUGAGCAGGUGCGUUGGUUGUGUAGUAAUUUCCAGUCACUUCUGACAACUGAACUUCACAAAACAGAAAUUACUAACGUCAGUGUCAAACUGAAUCUCGAUAGAGCGAAUUCAGUAUAACAAUAGUUUUUUAAUAAAUUCUACUAUUUAUCAACAUCACAAAACACAUUCAAUACCAAUUGUUCAUAUUUAUAACGAAAGAAACUCAAAUGAAUUCGGCUGCAUACACCAGUCAUAAGUAACUAUAGAAACCCAUAUUUCAACAAAUUAAAUGUUUUGUUCAAAAGCUGUUAGAUGGCAGCACAAGUCCUCAUUUGACGGAAUAGGAUAUCCAUAAUCGGGGACAAUGUGUUACCAGAGUAAAAACACAUGUAGCUACAUACAAAAAAAUUAUAGAAUAGGUUGUCCUCAAUUGAGGACACGGUUGACGAAAGGGUUAAUACUUGAAAAAUAUUUAUGAACUGGCGACUUACAAAAUCUUUCUUCUCUCUUUGACUUACAUACAUUCCCAUUUGAUUUUAGAUUUAUUUCUUUUGUAUUAAUCAAAAUUCAGACUUUACGCAAUGAUAUGAAAUGAUUGUAAUUUCGAGAGGAAUCUAUUAAUGUAAAUUUUAUUUCAUUUGAGUGACAUUAUAUUUUCCAUAAGAUGUGUCCUUAACACGAAAAUACAUGUUUAUAUUUCAAAUAACAUAUUGUUAGAAAGUAACUCUCUAAACAAUGUGUAACAGUUAUUACAAACAAUUGUAAUAAUUGUGCAUUUGAUGGAAUGUAAAAUUUUGCGCUAUAUUGUGUAUACCUCUUCAUAUGAUUGUUUGUCUAAAGGAGAUGGCGCCACUAAAUGUACUUACUAUCAAAUCGAAUGUUACUUGAAUAGUGCCUAUGUUUUAACCGUGUAAUUUUUAAGUUUCUGUGUAUUGUGUGUUAGAAUUUUUUAAUUGUUAAGAAUUUUCCGACUUAUUUUAUAUUGAUUGCAAUGGUAUUUUGUUCCCUUGUGUCGACAAGAGUCCAUAUAACACACUAUGUUAUGUAGGCUGUUGUCUUGGCAAGGUCAUAGUGUUGUAUACGAAAUUAGUUUGUGCAAUUAUCGGUCUGUUGCUAAGGACGUUUUACCUCUUUCAAAACGGUUACUUGCAACGGAUCUAUAUCUCUAACGUUCCACAUUUUCUCGUACUUUAUUUUAAACAAGGUAUUCUUCUAUCUUGCUACUAAUACAAAAAGGGUAUUAAUAUGUGUUAACGUAAAUAUUUUACCUAAACAGUUUUAUUAUUUUUUUUCUUACGAAAGUUUUCGGGGGAUAUUUUCCAGUGCAACUUUGUACAUAUUUAUCUGUAGCACUUGGAAAUGACCACUGAUAACAAUAAAUAUUUAUUUAUCACUUUCACAUUAUAUACAUACUGCCUUCAUAUCAAAAUGAUUAUUUAAGGUCCGCCCUGACGGACUUAGCAUUUUAAUCAUGAUUAGUGUAGAAUGAUUUAAAAAAUAUUAAAUUUAAUUUUUGUUCUAUUAAUUAAUUAACUAAUUAAUUAUUAUAUCGUAUUUUUUUAAUUUUUAAAGAGCCUUUAUCAUACGGCGGAUAAUCCAAUCAAAAUAGUUAUUCAUUCGCCGAUGCAGUUGGCAUUCCUGUAUUUUUGUUUAUUAUAGCUAUUAACAUUUUAUUAGGAUUAUUUUCUUCUGGUUUGAAGAUUGAUUUAUUAGUUCGAGCUUGUUUUAAAGCUUCAAUUUUUCAAGUAGUAGCAAUACUACGCAAGAGCUAGAGUUGAAUAGAGAAAAGAGGAGAUAAAGACGUUUACUGGAGUGAAGUUGGCAGAGUUUUAGAGCAUCGUGGAUUAGGUUUAGUUAAUACAUGAUUGAUAAAUGUUACACCAAAAACUGUUGAACCAAGCGGCAUCACAACACAAAAAGAUAUCAUUUGUAUGAAUGAAUAUUACUUUGAUCUCUCAUCGUUGAGGUGGUAAUAGAUCGACAUAUUUAAAAUUUAUUAAUUUAAUAAAACUUGUUUAAAAAGAUAAACGAAUAUGUAUUUUAAUGAUCAAGCUUUAACUUACCUUUUUGAAUAUAGGCGAAAAAUGUUGAGCAAACUCUUGAAGAAUUACUUUUUUUUCAUAAACGGGUUAUAGACGGAGAGGCAGCGCUGAAAAAUCUAUUUGAAUUUACUAAAGCUAGAUUUUUCACAGUUGAUUCUAAAUAUUCAUUGUAAUGAAAAUCUAUGCACAGGUUAAUUUUAGUCAAUAAAAAAGCUACAAUUUAGUAGUUUAUAAUUUUUUUCAUAUCUUCAGUAUUUUCGGAGAUAUUUUGAAGUAAAAGGUAAAAAAUACCAAAUUGCAAAAAAUCAAUUUUUCUUUAAACUCCAAUUUUUCCAAAAUUAGGGCAUUUUAAAUAGGUCAAACUCCUUGAGUGUAUUGAUAAUAUAAAUAUAAAAGGAAGUACAGAAAGUUGAAGACCAAUUUUGAAUUAGGAAGGUAGUUAUGGGGUUGUUUUCACUGAUUUUUUCGUAGAGAAAAGCAGGUACCGACAUUUUUUUGUAAUUCGCUUAAUUAUGAUGCUAGAAACUUUUUAUUAUUUUUUUUGAAAGGUCUAAUUGUAUACUUGAAAAAAGAUAAUUCAAGUUUUUCUCGAAAAAUGCAAAUUUUUCCCAUUAUUUGGCUUUGAAUAUUUCAAAUUGUGCAUUUGACGAAAAAAGCUAACCUUAAACAUGCCGUAUCUCGGUUUAAAUUGGUCUUAAAGAUAUUAUAGGAAAAGAAUUUGGUUUGUGUUACUAAAAGAUACAAUUUCGAUAUCGACAGUUUUUUUUUAUUAAAUGCAUAUUUUUCGAGGUAUUCUCAAAAAACCCUCUAAAAAGUCGAUUUUUUCGUCGAAAAACUGUUAUUUUCAAGCGCGAAUAACUCGAAAAAUAUUAGUUUUACGAAGAAAAUGUAAAAAACAUUUUUUCUUAGAAUCACUUUUUCCAUCGAAUUACAUAGUUAAAAUGUAAUAAAAAAUUCCCACCCCCGAGAUGGGGUGGCAACCACCCCCAAGGUUUUAGCGUAUGAUAGCGGCAUGAUAUAGAAAAUGAUUCUAGGACUAUUCCCUACCUUCUGUGAAAAUUUCAAGUAAAUCCAUGCUGGACGAAAAAAUUGCGAGCCAAAAUGCUUCAUUUCCUCAAUCGACUAUUGGGGCCGACCGACCGGCUCUGUCCCGUCAUACAACUGACCGACUAUAAUAACUUUUAUUUAUAUUUAAUUUAGAAUGUGUGUACCGAUUUUCAGCCUUAGUAAAUGGAAAUAAUUACCUUCGUAGGAAAGCAACUUUGAUACCCUCUCAGUAACCCCUGUUCUACGUUUCGCUUGACGGACCGCAGUAUGUUUUUCUACACACUCACAGUAAUCAACUGUGAAAAAUCUAGCUUUAGUAAACUCAAAUAGAUUUUGCAGCGCUGCCUCUUGGUCUAUUACAUGAAGAGUUAUAUGGAAAACAAAUCUUAUGUUUGAAAUACUGCUUAAUUUAGUUGAUUACUUAAUUACAUCUAUUAUUUAGUUUACUGUUUUUGUUGGGAAUAAGCCACAAUUUUAUUUUUUCAACAAGUUUAUUUGACGUUUCGAUUUCCGAUUCGGAAAUCAAAACGUUAAAUAAACUCGAAUUUAAAGUAAACUUGUGAUUUGUUGCCAAUAAAAACAGUAUUAAGAUGCCACACAGAAAUAGCUUUAGAACAAUAUCAACUAUCUAAUAAUUAUCGAUACUUUGGCUACAGCCUUUGACAGAAUCAUAUGUACAGUAUUUGUAGAUAUGCCACCAGUUGUAUUGAACGUUGUGGUUCCAUACAAGUUGUAUUGAAAAAUGUUGGAUGGGUUGCAUAUGCGGAUUCGUUUUGAAUGAAGUAAAAAACAGACGUACUCGCAAUCAUUUAUUGUUAUAACUUCCGACGACCGGUUUCGUUCUCUACAAUUUGCAGAGCAUCAUCAGGUCAACGGUUACAAGUAAACUAAACGCUACAAAUAAAAAACCAGAGUUAGGACAUUGUCUGGUUGUAAAAAGAUGCUAUAAGAUCAAGUCAAUAUUUAAAAAUAUAUAAAUUAAAACCACAGACAUAUGUAUGCACCCAUACCGGUAAAACAAACACUCAUGUUUCUGCAAACACAUGCAAAUGUAUGUGGUCUAUGAUUGUGCAAUGUAAACGUGUUAUACUUACAUGCCGUUACAAGGAGGGAUUUCUAAAGUCUUCAAUAGUAUUGAAAAAGUUUGUAGAAGCAAGUGUUGUGAAUCACAAGAGUUUUUUGUCUACAUUGUCAAAAAAAAUCGUCGUAUCAAAAAGAUCAUCAGGUUAACAUUCUAUCUCGUAAAUUUCUACCAUACGAAGAAUGUAAAGAACCAAAUAUACGUCAUGGUGUAACGUUUGCUGCAUUUCAGAUUAUCUUUUUUUGCUUUUCAUGUUUUUAAGAAUUAGGAUUAGUUUUGUCUUUAUACGUAGUUUUACUAGUCUUUAUUAUAGGUUAAAGAGUGUCUGUCACUUCACACCAACAAAGUAACGUUAGUUGGAAUAAAAAAACGAUAUCGCAAACGAUUGCUACUACUUGAUUUUCAUAAAUUGGUAAUCGACAGUGUUUUGAUAUGAUAGAGACCUGGAACUUCCUCUCUAGGUCCUGUUUUUCUGUCUUUUAGCUUUUUGAAAGUCGCUUUUGGAAUGUUUCCCGUUGCGAUUUUUUAUUCUACUCUUCACAAGAAUAAAAACACUAUAUCUAGCUAGUCAAUUUUUGCAAUUGAGUAUGUGUCAAAAUAAUUAGGGGGAUAUGAGAAAACACUUUGUUUUUUUAGGCUGAAGUCCAGCAGAAUCCUUUAUAGGUGUUUCAGAAUCGCCUCGAGAAUUUUUUAAUAUAAAUAUUAAUUUAGGUGUUUCUAUCUAGAUGUAUAAGCAUCGAGGUUUUAUCUGAUAUGUCUCUAAAGGAUUCGUUUUGGACACUGCCAUAUACGACACUUGGGGUUGGGUUUCAAUUUAAAGUAAAUAAAAGAAUACUUAGUAGCGUUUAAAUAUUCAAGAAAAUUCUAGUGUUUUAAAAUGUUUGAUGUGCCUGUAAAUGUAAUAAUCUUUCAUACACUCUAUGUUUGACGUUAUGUAAUGAAAAAAACAACUAUGCACUUAAUGUCUCAGUGUUUUUAACAAGGGUAUAUAUGCGUCAAUAUAGUUGUGGAAUAUAUAGUUGUGAUAUUUAAUAAAACUAUUGAAAAUUAUCAUUUUUUAUGUUAUUUAGGGUGAGACCUUUUGUUGCCAUUACUAUUUGAAUCAUUAAACAAACGUUUUAGGUAAAGAGGAACACACAUUAUGAAUUUUGCCAGAAUUUAUUUUUUUAUGUACCUACUCUUUUUAUUGGCGGUUUUUGUUUUACAAAUCCUUAAGCUGACUUGUAGCUCAGACGAUCAGAAGACUCUAGUUCUCUCCUUGAUAUUGAUAGAAACGUAUAAUAUAUGUUUUUUAAUUGAGUAUUAUUCAAUUAAAAAAAUGGUUCGGUGCUGGGGCUAUUACAAUUAACACGUUGAUCACUGCUGUUAUAUUUUUUAUAUGCCGGCUUAUUGGCUCAAAAGGCUGUCGGAUUCGGUUGUAGGCAAAUAAAUUGGACUAAAAAUGGCGGAUAACAGCUGAAAUAUGUCUGUAGAUUCCUUCGACGUAAUGCGUGAUGUCAACAUGAACUACAAAAAUUGGACUAAAAAUGGCGAAUUUGAUUAAAAAUGCCGAAACGGACUAAAAAUGGCGCUAUCUAGCGGAUAAUAACUGAACUAUGACGGUAGAUUCCCUCGACGUCUGUGACGUCAGCAUCUAUCUCACUCAUUACUCAUUGGAAAGGUACUUCUCUCUCUAACACAUUGAUUUCCCUAUCUCUAUAGUGAGGCAAACGUUGUAUAUCUACUAUGUUUAUGCUGUGAGUAGUUUAUGCUGUGAGUCAUAUCUGCGCCAGAAAAUUUUCAAACGCAACAGCGUAACAUUCAGAAUAGAUCUGCAGCUUGAGUUGGGAUUCGGCAGUGAAUCACGUCUGCCUAUUAGUAGGGUGAGAGAUAGACUAUCGUGGAUCUCGCUCUUCGGUUCUGAUCCUUCAAAGGAAGUGUACUGGUCAUCGUAAUGUCGUGUAUUGUCCGUCUCCAAAGAUUUCUAUCUCUGGUUAUUUAUUUUAACCCAUGCACAGGUCUUUUGCAUAUCCAUGUAAUUUGGUCGAUCCAUUUUGUUGUUGAUCUUCCUCGUGAUCAUCAGCUUUCUACCUUUCCUUGGAUAACAUGUUUUCUGUGUCUGCUCUCAUAACAUUUCCUAAGAUGUGCUAGAUAACCGGAGCAUACUUAUUUUAUACAUUAGUUCUCAUCUCAAGUUGUUUUACUAUGAAAAAUACAAGUUAAAAAUAUUGAGAUGCUGCAAAUAUAAUAUCUAGAAAAAUUUUACGUUACAAAUACAACAACAGCCGAAUAAAAGCGAUAAAUCAUUGUGUUUCUCUCAUAUAUGAUCACUGCUGAAUGAUAGCCAAAUUUUUGUAAGUCAAUGUAGCAGUUCUAAUCAACUGUAUAUUUGCACUAAUUUUAUAUUAACAUUUGCAUCAAUAUUUUUGCGUAUGCUGCGUCGUCUUCAAACGCCAAAUUUAUGCCAAUUAUACCAUGCCAUUUUAUCGAAACGUAUUCACUGCGGAUGGCACCGUUAGGAGACGUUAGCAGACACGUUUUAUGUGCGGUUGGCGCCAAUUGGUGCCGCGUGUAUUUGCGAUUUCGCUGCGUACGGCACCGUUAGGAGCCGUUACAGUCACGUUUUAUGUGCAGUUGGCGCCAGUCGGUGCCACGUGGAUUGGAAAUUUCAUUGACGGAAAUUAAAAUCAUCGUUAUAAAGAUUAUUAUCCUUAUAAAAUUAUUUCUGUAUCUUGAAUUUUUAUUUUUGGCGCGUCUACUACUUUUGGAGUAAAGUUGAUCUUAUUUUAUAUUCAGCCUCCUGUUUCCUUGGUGUCAUUUCCACUGGGAAAUCGCUUGCAAAUCGUUUUUCCUCGCAACAACUGUUCAUCCGAUUCUUUCCGAGCCUUCUCAGCUGGCUUUUUGGAUAACAUCUGCGUUUUCCAUGUUGGAAUAUUUCUCCAUGUUGUCUUUUCCUGGAACCAUUUUAAUACAGUCGUAAUAAACUGCUUUGAAAUUUUCGAAAAUAUUUAUUUCCCCUUACCCUCCUCUUUUCAGGGAUACUUAGGGAUAAUUCCAGGGAUACCUUUGGACAUCUCUGAAGUUCAGCUGUAGGUCGGUUUUCUGAGCUAGAAACGGUUCACUUUGACGACAUUGAAGACUCAUACUUCUGCCAGAAGUAUGAAAAUGUUUUUGAAGUAACCAUUUCUUCGGUUCUUCUUAGUUGCUUGAAUACUCAUCCCUGACAAUGGUUGGUUCUGUUUUUCAAACAUGUUGGUGUUUCCUUUCUCUUUUAGAUUAAGAUUCGUCAAAGGGGGUAGUGUGGUCCUGGAGCAUCUCUCGCAAUGUCUCUUCUUUCUUCAAAUUUGCUUGCAGUAUUCUCACUUUGCGACAAACUUCACACGGAACUAAUCGAUGAUACUUAUCACUGAUACUCCGAUGGUCUCGCUGUUUAUUUACUAUUCAAACCGUGUUUAUCGUUUAUCUGCUUCUCCAUCUAGGCUGACUAUGGUGAGAUCUGACGAAGACGUAGUGGAGACGUCUAGAGGAUAAAGCAGACAUACUGCAGCACAUGCCUUUUCGCAAUAUCUGACGGGUUUUAUUUAAAGGUGACACGACACUCGACUAUCAUUUUUCUGAAAAUUUCUGUUCCUUUUUUACCUUUAAUAUAUCGUUAACUAUGUGAUAAAAAAGUAGUUUUGACAGCAAAGAGUCUACCCUGCGUAACUCCAUUGCCUACAAAUGACGAUUUGGAAAUAAUUCGGUGUUCUUACAAAAAAAAAAAAAAGUUUUACAAAAGAAUAUCGAAAGAUUGACGAUUCGUCAUAGAUGUUUUCAAUUAGUUUAGAAGGUAUAUCUUAAAAAACUUAGGCGAUAGAAUUAGAAAUAUAUAUGGUAGAUGUAACAAAUAAUAUUUUUGGAUUGUGUAGAAUAGUUUUUCGGAUUACUAAAUAAUACAAAUAAUAAUCAGGUGUUUUUUCGCUAUAUGUAGGUUUUCUCAUUGGAAACUGCUCUAGCUUAAGGGGAUUUUGCCUUGCAAACAUGGGGUUUUUCGGUGGUUCUCAACAAAUUAGAAACACUAAGUAAAGUAUGUUGUAAUUAAUUAUAUUUUAAAUUCAGUUUAGAUUUGUAUGUAACGGUGCUACACGUAAUUGUAGCAUGAAAAAAAUUUUCUCCGUCCUGUAAUAAAUUUACCUAUACAUAGGAGUUCUUUGGAACUACUAAAUGUUUAAGAACGCUACAAAAAAUUUUCCAACAUAUUGAUAUAUUUAUUUCGGUGUUUUCUAUUAGUCCAUAUACUGACGGUUUUCGCUCCAGAUUUUAAAGAACCGCUUGGAUAGACAUGAAAUUUGGCAUACACAUAGCUAAAUGUCAAAGAAAAUGAUAUUGUGUCGAUGUAUGCUUUUGCCCUGGGAUGAGUUUCAGCCCCUUCUUGGGGGUGAGAAAAGAUACGUUCAACAUAAAUUCGGAAUUGGAUAAACCGACUAAUUCUAAGCAACUUUUGUUCUAUAUCGUUUUUCACUAAGUUAAUACUUUUCUUCAACAUUUUUUUAACAAAAAAUCACGUUUUUAGACGGUUUUUUGCAAAUAUCUAAAAAAGUAAGUAUUUUAUCAAAAAAUGUUCUUGGCUUAUAAAAAAGUAACAAAAAUGGUGUAUGUAUAAGGUCUCUAGAACCAGUAGAGGCAGAUUUGUAGCUAAUUAAAAAUAAGUUCAUAUUCGUCAAAUUCCAAAUCGAAUAUUUCAAGGUGAAAUAACCAAAAAAUGAGGCACUUUUUGGGGAAAACUCAUUACAAUUUUUUAACCAGUCUGGUCUUUAGAACCAGUAGAAACAGAGUUGUAGCUAAUGAAAACUAGGUUCAUAUUCGUCAAAUUCCAAAUCGAAUAUUUCAACGUGAAAUAACCAAAAAAUGAGGUACUUUUUGGGGAAAACUCAUUACAAGUUUUUUAAAGUUUCUAAACUUAUUACAAAUAUUUUUUCAGCCCCACAAAGGGGCUAUAUUCACCCCCGGGCAUAAUCACACAUAGGCACAAUAUCACUUUUUUUCUUUGACAUGUUGGCUAUGUGUAUGCCAAAUUUCAUGUCAAUGCAAGCGGUUCUUUAAAAUUUGGGGAUUUUAAAAUAUUUUACCGUGAGUGAAUGGACUAUAUGAGGUACUACCUCUAUCGUGAACCUUAACACUGUUUGCAAGGCAAUAUUAUUUUUUGUAUUGUACCCCUUGCUAGAGCAUCUAAAUAAGAUACGCUGUCCGGGUAUAUGCAUGUUGGUGUACAGAAUUUUCGAUGUUCAGUUCCUCAGCACUUUAAUUUUUAACUCCAAUCAACAGAUUUGUACAUAUUUUUUAACAUUGUUGGUUCAAAGAUCUUUUUUCUGUGAUCGUCAAAAUUUCUUUUGUACAUAUUUUCAUUUUGGUUCGUAGAUUCGGCAAAAUCGGCGCAGACUUUGGUACGAGGCCUAGAAAGCUAUUGGUAGAUUGAAGGAACAGUAGUGGUAAAUAGUAAGAACUAGAGAUAGGUCAAAAUAUCUUUUAUCAAAACCUGAAUUUGCAAAUUUUAAUUAGUAAUUUUUUAGAAUGAUUUUUCGAACAAUUUUAGUUUCUAUCCUUUAAAUUCGAACUGGUUCUAAUCGUUUGUGUUGUGGAAAGGAAUUUAUUAGUUUGAGUAUGUUCAUUGACUACAAGUCACAAAUAUAUAAUAUAAAUUUAAAUAUGUCACAUAUUUUUUCAAAUAUAUCUAAAUAACAAGAAAAUAAUGUAUUCGGUAAAAUUAAAUUGAUUUGGAUUAUUUAAACUGGUCCUAAAAGUACCUAGUUCGUACCUGGCACAUAACAUCUAAGCACUUAUACCGUUUUUAAACUAGGAGGAGAACUCAAGGAGGAAACUCAAAAGACAAAUUCACACCAAAUAAUGUCACUAUAAAAAUCACCAGAUUAAUCUUCUUUUUUUGGUUGAUCAUGUUGGCCUUCGACUGUAAUCCAUAAAUACAUUUAACAUAAUACAUAUUAUAUUAUACUAAUACGUCGCUCAAGAGUUCUAAAAACAACUGUUUUUUAUGUAAAAGCAGACUAAAAAUCUGAAAAUUAAAGGAAUAACGCAGAAAACACAAAAAUCGCCGAUAUAACUUAAUUAAACUAUGAAAUGACAAUUAUGCCCGAUUUCACCAACGAUACCUAAACAGUUGCCUUAUUAAGUAAUUCUUAUCGAUAGGAACUUCUUAAGUCAAUACUUAAGAACAAUCGCAUUUCACAAUUAAAAGAACUGCUUAUCUAGGAAAUGCUUUCCUAGGUAUUACCUAGGGUACGUUUGAACUAUUUCUGAUAAAUAAAAAGAAGAAUAAGAUGACAUUUUCUUACUUUUUCGAUUAUUUGUCAUUAUUGUUUGUUUGCCAAUUUGGUUUUAUUCAGUUUUGUACUGUUAAAGUUAUUUUAUUUAGUAGUUAGUUAAUUGUGCAUUAAGUUUGUGUAUAAUAAAUAUAGUACUGUAUGUUAUUUGUAUAUGUACAGUGAAAUGGAGGAAAAGAAAAGAGUUAUAAAUUUCACAUAUGACGAAAAAUUAAAGUUAGUUGAAUUAUCAUUAUUGAAAUAAUUUUAAAUAUAAUAUGUUGAAAAUUGUUUUUUAUUAUUCAUUUUUUAAUGACACACUUUAAGUUAUAUCAUGAAUGGGUUUUUGAAACACAACACUAGUUUGUUAGGUAGUAGGUAGACUACAUAAUUUUGCCAACAGACCUGUAAAAAACUCCAAAGGAUUUUCUAUAUUUUCCAACACAUAUUAUAUUAAUAAUAUAAAAGAAAAUACAAAAUUACAACUAAUAAAAUACCUAAUAUUACAGAAUAAUAGAAAAAUUAAGGUAAGAAGCAAAUUAUUGACAAACGUCACAAGUACAUUAGUCAAAAUUGUAAAAAUAUAACCCGACUGUCAACGAUAAGUAAUACCUAAAGUUUAGGGAGAUCGAAAUCCGUAUCCUAACGUAAGGUAAUGCUUAAGCGGUUUAGGUAAUUCUUAUCGUAUGGUGAAAUCCGUUUUAGAGUUAGGAAGUACCUAAACCCACUUAGGUAAUUCUUAAAUAUUUAGGUAUCGUUGGUGAAAUCGGGCAUUAGUGUCAAAAUUUCAUAACAGUGAACUUGCCUGAGGUUGGACAAUUACAAACAAGCAAAUAAUUUCCGAUCUAAGAACAAUAAACUCGAUUACAUAACUUAUUUUACAAUACGUGAUAAACUCCCACUGAUAUAUUUGACAGAAGCUGAUAUGUAAUAAAGAAAGGUAGUUCCAGAAAAAUACUUAAAAUAUUCUUUUUACUAAUGUAUUGUUUUUGUAAUUUGUAUUUGGCUUUAAAAUCAGUGGGCUGAAAAAUGAGAUAAAAAUCUAUUUAUUUAAAGUCUAACAAUCUCCAUUUUCACAAAGAUCAUGUAUUGAAAUAUCAGUUGCUCGAUUUCUUCCAAGAGAACUUUUCAUCGGAUGCUUCCAAUUCCAUGGAAUCAAGCAUUGAAAAUGUACUCAAAAAAUUCUUCAUUUCCUCGAUAUUAGCAGUUUGAAGUCAGACAAUAAAAUAAGAACCAGCAUUUUUAGAAAUCAUUAUUUUAUCACACUUUAUACAUUUUACCAAAUCUCUUACGACUAAUUACUUAAGAACCACGAAAAAAGACGCAGUUGAGUCGAUUUUGCCCAAUACUCACAAACCUUUUCGCUUUAACUAGUUUUAAUAAUAUUGUAACGCCUUAUUGAGAGACAAAUAUUAGUAUUUUAGACUUGACAGUCAUUUUAGAUAUAUAUUAUUUAGAUCUUUUUGCUCUCAUUUUCAACUAAUGCACAGGGUUUCGUAAUAGAUUUAACUUUUAAAAAAUAUUAAAAAUAACAGCGAAGUAGCAUAGUUGCCAAAAUUUAUUGUCAUCGAAAUGUUUUGCUUGUCGCAAUUAAUAUAUUGUUUUUGCUCAUAUUAUUUUAAUUUUUGGGGCUUUUAUUAUAGUUCUUUUCUUUGUUUUAAAAUUUUGUCAGUAUUAUGUCAUAGAUAAUUUGAAACAGCCUUUUCAUUAUUCAUUACUAUAAUUGAAAGUACAACCAAAUGCACAUAAAAUUUAGUAGUAGUACUAUCAUUAUGAUAUAAAAAACAUAUUGGCCAUACAAGGUCUUCAAAGUCUUCAAUUAGGAGAUCAAUUUGGGCAUAUUAUUUUCUAUUUUGCUAGUGUGUGCUUUCCGAAAAAAUUAAAAAAUAAACAACAUAUCUCAAAGAACGAAAUAGUUGGCAGGAAAUUGUUGCAUGAAAUGUUACUUUUUGCUUUGUUAAACAAUAGUAUAACAUAAAAUUAUACACGUAAAAAUAUAGUAUAAUCAUAGUAUAAUUUUACACGCCCGCGCCACUGAAAUUACUCCUCAUUCGCCUCAAAUUCCGUAAUGAUUCACGAACUUCGAAAUGAAUCACUGACAACUAUUUCGGUCUUUGUAUUAAUCAUGAUUUUUAAAUAUUGGUUAUUUAGAACAAAAAACUCAAAAUCUCGAACUUGAUCAUUUAAGUCAUCAACUUCCUUAGGCAAUUAACUCUUUAUAUAUUUAUCUAAUAUCUCUUUGUACUUCUUUAUUUUUCCAACUUUUUUAGUUCCAAAAAAUUUUUAUAAAUUUUUAUUUGUGUUCAUCUUUGGUUCUUUUAAAACAAAUUCAAUUGGAAUUAGACUUCUUUAUGAAGUGUAACUGAAAAUAUAAAAUAUUUAUUUUAUCAAAACUAAAACAGUGUGAUCACCAUAGUAAUGACGAUGUAAUCCUUCGUCUUUAUGUGACGUCUGUAUCAUUGGGGCGUGAGCAGCUAUGGCUGCAAACAUUUCUCUGUAUUCAGCUGUACGUAUAGUUCGUGUCAGUAUCAGUUAGUAGGGCAAUGUCAUCUGCAUAUCUCUAUUAGAUUUUUCUUUAAGUCCACAAAUUUUGUUCCUGUAGAGAGGUUUUCCCAUGCUUUCUUAAAUAGCAGCUCCGAGUAAAGGUUUAACAGCAUAGGGGACAAUACACAACUUUGCCUUACUCCUUUGCUUAUACAGUCAAACCCGUGGCAACUGGGUGGCAAUAUGUAUAGUUUGUAGACAAAGGAAAUUAUUUUACGACUGAAUUUGUCGAUAAACGAUUGAAUUGGUACUCAUAACAACGCAAUAAAAUAUGUAUUAUCUAUCUGACAAACCCAAAUAAUAUAAAUAAAACAGCACUACCUACAGGCCUUCGAAGCCCUUGGCGAGAAACCAUAAUAAAAGACAUAAUUUAAUUUUUUAGGAAAUUCGAAAUUGUAGGUAAAAAUUUAUUCGUUGACCUGAAUAAUAUUCUAAUAAGCGGUCUUGUUUUAUUAAUACGUAUUCCAAUAAACGGAUAAAUUUAUUAAGGAGUAAAUGGAAACGUUUCGGGACCUCGAAUUUAUAUUUCAUAAACCGGGAUAUUCCUAUAACUGGUACUUUAAUAAGCGGGUUUGACUGUACUAAUAUUUCUGGAUGUUUGAUGGUGGAUCCUAAGCUUGGUAUGACUCCUGAGAGCAAAAUGAUAUGAGAAGAAGAUGAAUCUGAAGCGAGGUAAUACUUUUAGGUAAUUGUAAAGCUUCUUUCGUCUAUUAUUAUAUAAGAUUUAUUUUUCCAACCACCUGGGUAGCUCAUAGGAGAGUAUGACCUAGGUAGGCUGUGGUCCGGAAUGAUAUUGGCUUGAUUUCCACUCAAAUUGAAAACCAAAAAGUAUUGCCAAGGUCCAUGAAGGCCGUGACAAACCUUUGAGUAAUAAUUUAUGUAAUAUAGGUCUUUUACACUUAUACACUGUAGCCCGGAUUGGAGACAUUGUUAUUAAGAAUCAAAAUGAAGAGAGAAGAGAGAAAGAAUCGUUUGCACGUUUUACUGCUAUUAUUUUUUUUUUGUAUAUUUUUAUAUCUGGUGAUUUAUACAAAUUUGAAAGUUGUAUAAUUACCGUGUAUUUUUAAAAUAUUUUUAUUAGUACUCCCUUUUAUUCAUAUACUAUUUUUUUCUUGUUGUUUGUAGUUUUAAUCCUCUUCUUAGUCUGUUUGAUUUGGAUCUUGAUAUUUUUGAAACAAUCCUGGAAAUCGCUAUUCGUGGCAAUAUGUUUGUUGCAGUAUUCAGUAUUCAAUUCAUCUUAAUAUAUUUUUGUUCUACGCAUAUAUCAGAGAAUAUUGUUACUACUGAGAAAAAAUCAGUUAUUUUAAUUUCGAUGACGAGUUUCGAUAUAGAAUGAAGAAUGAAAAGGUUUGUUCAACAAGGUUGGCUUCAUUUUCGUGAAGCAUAUUUUUAUAUACACAUGUACUUAGUACUGAAAGCUUUAGAACAUUUCUUAAAUAAUUAGCCAUGCUCGUUGAAAAGUAUUUACAUAUAUGUAACUCAGUCUUCACGUACGUAGUAUGCAGUCGACCUUGUGCAGUUCUCGGAUUAUAUGACAAACUUCUGAUAUUGAAGAGUAAAAGUAUAUAAAGAAUUUUUGUGUCUGUCAAGUGCGCAUUUAUUUAUCUAUACAGAAUUUCACGUUAAGAAUAGAAAGUUGCUUAGAUAGGCCAAUGUAUUUCUUAUGGACGAUAGAAGCGCGCCGAUACCACGCCGUACUGAUUAGAAUGAAUCGUAUAUAGGCAGUCGAGUAGCCACCCGUACCCUAGAGGUUUGGCAACACUAAUCUUCAUAAACGCAACAUUUCUUCUUAACGUGAAACAAGGUAUAGAAACGAUACCAAGAACAGCGAGGCAAACUAAUACUGUAAAUUUCGUGUUUUAUUGAUUGAAUGUAGACUAAGUCAGCCAAGUAGCACUUUUACCUGCAAUUCCAAAAAUAUUCCAACAAAAAACAGGAACUAAGUCACUUAUUCAUCAUUGUUUAAAGAACUCACAGUGUUGCCAAGCUGUAUCUUAAUCGAUUCGAUCUCAUGCAAAACGCCAGACAAAAAAUUUAAAUGAUGUUGUUUUGUAUAUAUUUACUGUCUGUAUCCGCAUGUGGAUUAAAAAGAUAAAUGAUAUAUCUAUUUAUGUAUCCUUUUUAUCAAAUAAAACAGUUAUCAGAAGUUUUUCUUGUUUGCUCAAAAGUAAAGUGUUACAUAGGACGAGAACUGUGUACAGUGACAUACAUUUUGUUAACAAAUCUCCAAAAAGUGGGAACGCCCUUCACAUGCAACGUCGUGCAGAACCAAAAAUCAAAAUUUUUUAGUUGAUGUUAGUAUUUUUUGUAAAAACUGCACUUUCACAACACCGAGUAGGCGAAUCCAUGUGCGCAUAUUUUCGAAAGAUGUCUCAGGGAGGAUUGAUAUCAAAAUAUUUAGCACAAUAAUUUUUAAAGUACCUCAUAUUACUAGGUAGUCUCCCCUAAACCGAAACAUCUGAAAGUAUGCGUUACACGUAUGGGCUGUGGUAGGUACUUGAAAAGAAAGUGAUAAGAGAGAUAAAUAAUCAACGAAAUUCUUUUUAUAUUUUAGAAUAAUUAGUUCAAACUCAAUAGAAAUAAGGACCAUUUACUCUACAACUUGUAUGUUCAGGUUUGUUGUACAUUGGAUUAACUUAAGUAAGUCUUAUGUUAUAAAGAGAGAAAACAAGAUACUUCUGCUAUCUAUUGGUCCACCUUUUCGUACAGCAAUGUUGCCUGACUAAUUUAUUUAAAAAUAAUUUGGACAAAAAGCCAUUGUACAUACAAUAUUUUUUCAAAUAAGAUCUAAACAUCCGGUAAGAAGGACCAUUGAACUGUUAUCGACGACAAAUUUCGGUACUAAAUUAAAACUUUUACCGAUACUGUUGAGUGUUCUUCUAUUAUACUGUCCGUACAGAAAAAUACCGUCUGGCUAACUUUACCAAAAACAUGAAGUCAAAAAUCCAUGAUAAUUUCAAAUCUAUUUCACAAAAGGUUAAAAUAUCCGGCUCGAAAGACCAGUUUUUAUUUGUGACAAUUUCGAAAAAUUGAAUCGAGUCUAUUACUACAGCAGAUUACGAUUCUACAUAAAAUUUUACAUGUUAUUUAUAUUGUUGAUUGUACUUCUGCUACGUAUUCGCCGAGAAAAAUGUCAUUCGACAAAAAACAAGAUUGGAUAAAAAACCAAAAUAAGCCGGAAUCAGAAAUAAAUUUAAGUAAAUAAUAGAACACAUCAUAAUGAACAAGUGAGUACCAUUUUCUUGAAUCUCUCUACAACUCUUUUUUGUACAUACCUCGCCUUACAGCAAAAUGGAAUGAUGAAAUAUAUAUUAUUGGCACAUUAUUUUUUGGAUAAUUUGUUUGUAUAUAAUAUAAUGUUGGGUUGGUUAUAUUUAUAUAUUAGUUACCAUAUAUAGAAAAGCGCUUAUAUAAUGGUUGUAGUUAAUAAUUGCGAUUAUUAUUAUUAUUAUUUUCAAUUAGAUCUACAUUUCUCAUAGAUAUCAAGAGAAUAGUUUGAAUCCUUUAAUCACUUCCAAUAUUAAGAUGUAACAAAUAUUUAAGAUUUUUACUAUAUGAUCUAAAGGCUGCACUACAGAAUAGUAUGUUUUAAGCUCUUCGGCAAAAUGAGUCAAUUAAGUUUUUGAAUGUAUUUCAAUUAAAAAGGAGAGAUAGGGAUAUCUUUAUUAGAUAAUAAACAGAUUGUAAAUAUAGACUUAAAAUGCUGUUGAAUUGUUUAAAAUUAAAAAAAAUACAUUUAUUAAACAAUAGUGAAAUAAUGAAAUUGUUACACAUAAAAAAUAAUUUAUUUAUUUAUUACAGACGGUACUAAAAAUAAACGAGUUUCUCGUUUUCAAAUUCUAAAAAGUUAACAAUGGGCAAUAUUCAAACGAUUUAUUCAGCAAAUAAACAUGUAAUUUCUGGAGACACUCUGUUGUUGCCACCACUGGUCUGUAUUCUAGUGCAGUUUUCAUCCGUUUUGUCCAAUCAAUUUCCAUUGUAUGCCUUACUAUUUUUAGCUUAUGUGAUAUGACAAUAUUUUCCCCGGAACAUUGAAAAUAGCUAUAAGAACGCAAUGGACACCCCAUACGUGUUGGACCAGUUUUGUAGCAUUCUUAAUACUUGUCCAAUUUUGUAAAAUUGAUCGUGUCAAUAUCAAUAUGCCUUUUUACCAUAGGAUCGUGGUAACUUUUUAUAAUCCAUGAUAGUAUGUGGAUUCCAUCCCUGUGGCAGUUCUUCCUAGAUUUUUUACUUGUUUAGAUAUAAUUGUAUAUUGAAGAUCAAAACCAGUGAUGUGAUUAUAGUAUAAUAAAAACAUACAAUAAUAUUAAAAAAGAAAUCAUCCAGCCUCGAAUAUCCACUGCCGAACAUAGGUCUCCUCCUCUUGUUUUCAACCCAUCUGUCAUUCUUUAAUUCCAAUGAUCCAAUUUUGAUUCAUUUCCUUACGUCGUCGUUACAUGACGAUCGUGGUCGCCCAUGGCCUUGUCUAUGGAGUUUGUGUCAUUCUCACUAUUUGUCCUGACCAUCACCAUUUUCGUUUAGCUAUCCUUUCAAUGCUGUUACCUUAGGUAUUUUUCGUAUACCUUGUCAAAUACGUAAUGCGAACCGGCAACUCUGUAUAAUUGUAAAUUUCAUGUGUCUAUGAUCUAUGAUAAUUCCAUCCGUUCUGAAGGUAGAGGCACUAUGAAAACUGGAGGCGAAAAUGCCAUUUGCUGAAUAAAUUGUUACAAAUUGAACCAACCACAAGGUGAUUCGGUGAAACUGUACGAUUUGACAACGGUGCUGACGAUAAAAUAGAGGUGCCGCGGGUUUGCGACGUAAACGUUGUGAAUCUAGAGAGUGGGAAGUUUAGUUACCAUGGAGACGUGGUCGUGUGAACACGCAUUUGCUGUGAAAGCUUAUUACCAAAAAAGAUGAAAGUUUUGUGCGUGUACAACGGGCAUUUCGUUUACACUAACAUUUGCCGCCCCGCGCUGCAUUUCCGCUGCUAUUAAGUCUUGGUUAGGAACUUUGAAAGUAGUGGUUCAACGUCACAGAAAAGAGGUGGCAGUGUCAGAACUGGUCGCACACCGCUUCAAUAUUCUGUGGUGUGCGAGCAGUUCUGACACUGCCACCUCUUUUUUGUGAUGUUGAACCACUACUUUCAAAGUUUCUAACCCAAGUCUUGUAACUUGGUCUUGUGAACGGGACGCUAAAUGGUAGUGUAAACGAAAUGCUUGGUGUACACGCACAAAACUUUCACCAUUUUUGUAAUAAGCUUUCACAGCAAAUGCGCGCUGUUCACCAGACCACGUUUCCAUGAUAUCUAAACUUCCCACUCUCUAGAUUCACAACGUUUACGUCGCAAGCCCGCGGCACCUCGUAUUUUAUCGUCAUCACCGUUGUCAAAUCGUACAGUUUCACCGAAUCACCUGUUAAAACGUACAAAGUUUGUUUAUUCCAUAAUGGGAUCUAAACUAUAAUUUAAUACAAAUUAGAAUUUGUUGCAAUAUUUUCGGAAACUUAUUUGGUUGUUUUGCCUUAGAGUUUUGUAGAUUUAACUAUUAUAUUAUUAGUGUUACACAAGACUGGUGUAGAAUCAUGUCAAUAUUUUAGCAAAUUAGUGGUGUUUCAACACCUUAUUAAAUGGUGAUAGGCUAUUUAGUAGUUAUUUGUAUUUUAACUAAAAUAACAAUGGAUUGUCGGAAUUUUAUAUUUGCUGUUUUGGACCACUUAAUAAACUGACGUAACAAGGUACAUUUAUGUUUAUUUUUGCUUGAGUAGGAUGAUUUAGGGAGCUGAAUCAAGUUUGGUUUUUGUAAACAAUAUUUAGUAGGUUGGAGUUUCCUUUAACACGUUAUGUGCCACGUGGAUCACAACUGAGAGGGCCGACCAGACUCCGUGAUACAUAUGGGCUUCAGUACUGUCAUAAAAAAAUAAAUUGGCCCAUGGGGACAAAUUUACACUGCCCUAUUUGGGUGGUUAACGUGCUGACAUCAUUUUGAAGUCAUUAAUCAACUUUUCAAUAUUUUUCUUUUGACUUGUUCUUUGUUUUGAUUUAUUAUUUGGUUUUGGCCUGCUAUCGUUGCCUAAUAUUGCUAAUAAUAGUUUUUUUGUGGACACUAAAACCAUAAAAACUGUGAUAAUUUUCAGGGUACCGGUAAGAUACUUCUAAAUUAACAAAGUCAACGUAAAAACAACAGUUUUAUUGUAGUCUUAAUUAUAAUUUAGUUAUGAAUUGAAACAAUAUGAAGCCUUAGUUAUUUUUCAUCGUAUAUAUUGAUGUUUAUAAAAGCUGUAACUCAUCAGCACACUUCAGUCCUUGAAAUCUAUAUUUUCGUUAUUAGUAUUCCGAAUAUUUGUUUGAUGUAUAAUAUUUAUAUAAAAUAAAAUAAAAUAAAAAUGUAUACCAUUUUUAUUCAGUUGCAAUGCGAAGGCAAAACAAUCUUACUUUUCAAUUAGAAUACGGAGUGCAAUCCAGCUCUCUGAAUCGCGAUUUUCGAUUCUUAUUGGAAUCUCAUCGGAGAGAGCGCAGGCUUGUUCUCCAUAUCCUAACUGACCAGCACCGAGAGCUUUUCCCAUACAUUGCAACUGAAACAAAUAGGGUAGAUGACUAGCGUCAUCUGGCAGUUGAAAGAUGAAGUUUUUCAAUCCUAAUAGUAACAUUAAUAAUAUUGAAAAUAUUAAAAAUAUUACUAAAAGAUUUUUAUAUUGAAAAAGUUAUUGGUACACUUCCCUGGUGACACCAAAAUAAUAUAAAUAUUAUGAAUAAUUAGUUAUAGUCUCGAUUUUUUAGCGAGUUGGCAGACUGACUUCGCAUUGGAUAGUUUAAUAGGCUGGGGGGCGACCCGCAUUAAUUUUACUUAUACCGGAAGGCGUUGCGUUCUUCUUGUAGUGCCUAUCCUUUUGGGAUGUUGGCGACCAUCAUGGCAAUCUGCAAUCUUGCACACUGCUGCUCUGAAAAGAUUUGUGGUUGUUGUGUUAACCCAUGUACAUAAAUUUUCCAGCCAGGAAAUCUUUCGCCUUCCUGGUCCCCGUUUGCCUUCUAAUUUUCCCUGUAAAAUUAGUUUCAGCAGUCCAUAUCUCUCGGUGUUCAUCAUACUCUUACCGAAGUAUUCGAUUUUGGCUGUUUUUAUUCUGGUUAGCAGCUGUUAUUCAUUUUGUAUUCUUAAUAAAACGUCUUGAUUAGUAAUGUAUGAUUAAUAAUGUAUAUGUUCCUUCCAGUUAUUUUAUUGUUCGAGAAGCCUUAAAUGUUAUUUUAUUUGCAAAGCACUGUUUAUUUGUCUUAUUAUAAAUUCUUCUUUAAAUUAAUAUUUUUAUUGUCUUCCUGACUAGACAAUCAGUAGUACUUAAAUUUUUAGAUUUCAGUUUUAUAAUGCCGAUUUUUAUUAUUUACGAAACUUCUCCAUUCUGUAUUGUCAUAUUAGACUUGUGCAAACUUUAUAUUAUUAAUUAGCCGGGUUCGAAUUUUUGGUUAUAUCUGCAUUCAUUAAAUGGUAUAUUUGAUAAUAAUAAUUAAAAUAUAUCUAUUUGAUCAUCUGGAUAAACACAAAAUGCUUCCCGCAUAUUCUUACAUACUCUCUUAUAGUAUAAUAUACUAUAUUUACAUAUUAUGUAAUAUUGUAUUCUUCUUCAUAUUAUAUUCUAGCUUCAGUGGUUGUUGGCAGUCCUUUUUUCAUGUAUUAUUAUGUAGGUGUGUUUAAAUUCACGUGUUUUUACAUAUUUAUUAACUUUUGUCCUUAAAUUCUCUCUUUAUAGACAGCUCUAUAAGGCGCCAUUUAUUAUCUGUCAAAAUAUGGCAUAAAUAUGGUAUGAAUAUUGUAUUGUUAAUCAGCUUACCAAUCAUCAAACAACAGAGUUAUUAGCGUAAUAGAAUAAUAAUCAUUUUGCAUAGUGUGUUAAAAUGAAUGACUUGUUACUGAGUAAAACCGGCUGCUCUGUUUUCACAAUAAAUUGCUUAUGAUACCCGAUAACAACGACUCUCGCGACUUUUUGAGCUUCCACUCAAAGUUACCGCUUGAGCCAUUGGACUACCGAGGUAUAGUUGCCAUCAGGUUAUUGCAGAAACCUCAAUCUUAAGCUUAUUACAACGUCAUUUGUAUUUGACUGGUGUGGAUAACCUUCCGAUACAGGUAGAAAGUAAUAAAUGUUAAUCUAUUGUAUAUUUAAUUAUAAUACCUGCUAUUCAGUAUGUUUACCUCUUGAAACUUAACGACACCACUGAAAAUGCAAAUAGAUUUGUAAUAUAAUUAAGAUUAAGGUUUUCUGCAAUAUCUUGGCAAUAUCUUGAUGGCAACUGUACACCAGAAUUUCUGCUACAUGCAGUUGCAGUUUCUGCAAAUAACUUUGUAAUAUGAUUAAUAAUAAGGUUUUCUGCAAUAUCUUGAUGGCAACUGUACACCAGAAUUUCUGCUACAUGCUUAUUGUUGACUGCAGAAACGACGGUUGCUAAUCAAAGACUUUAUACUGAAAAGUUGGCUAAUGAACGAAAAGGUAUUUUGAAAGAACCGGAAUCAUUGUUUACAAAAACUGACUGAUUCAUUGAAGUAAGGUAUACAUGUAUUUAUAAUCAAAAAUGAUUAGGAAAUGUACUUCUGUUCAUGGUAUUUGGUCCUAUUUUGUUUUAUUUACAAAUAGUACUUGUGUAUUUAACGAAUUUUUCUUCAACCAAUAAAAAAUAUACAAAAUAUAGUACAAAAUGAGAUUUGUUGAAAGCGAUUGUAUAUAUGAUAUUUAUUAUGAUUGUAUAUAGUUUUACGUUGUGAAAUGAUUUUUGGGUUUGUUAUUUUUGAAUGAUAUUUUGACAUAGAGAUAAUUUUGAUGUUUAUAGAGGCCUUAGUAGUGAAAGACUACGUUAGAAAAAUUAAUAAUACGUUUAAAAAUCUAUAUAUAGGGUUUUUCCUACAAACUCCGUCUUACGAUAUCGAUGAACUAUUUAAAUAUGUUGCCACUACUGUAUAUUGUUGCCUCGAUAAUCGAUUUCAAAAAGAUAAAAGAAUGCUCUAAAUUUAAAUACUUGUUUUGUUUUCUGGCCUUGUUUUGGAUCCUUUAGCGGUGUAUACUAUUCCUAUAGCUCAAGGGAGUAAUUUGUAGUGUGUGUUAAGUAAAUGUUUUGUUUCUUAGUAAAGUAGACUUCAUUGUCUUUACAAGGUGACACUAAUUAUUGUAUCCGAACAGGUGGGCACCGAUUCCACAAGGAUAGAAAUUAUUUCCAUUUAUUAAUUGUUUAAUAAUAAAAAACAUUUCCCACCUAGCUGGGAUUCGAACUCUCGACCUUUGGGUUCAAAGGUAGGCUCUCUUACUGAGCCACGAAGGGGUUGAUUUGAAUGAACUUACACUUACACCACGUUUACCCAUGAACGAAUAACUGACGAUAAAUGUCAAUAGAUGAAAUCCAUUUUGCAUUUUAAAAAACGUAGCACAGCGACCGAGACCUCCAUCUUCGAAGGCUGGCUAGGCCGACACUGAGCAAUGCAGAUGCAGCGAGGGGAAAGGGGUGGGAGAGAGAGAGAGGGAGAGUUGUAAGGCAAUGUUGAGAGAUUGAGCAAUGCAGAUGCAGCGAGGCGAAAGGGUUGGGGGAGAGAGAGAGGGAGAGUUGUAAGGUAAUGUUGCCAGAUUUCUCCCAGCCCGUCACACUCUUUCUCAGUGACAUAUGGAACCUUUUUUCACGAAUAAAUUUUUAAAAAUUAUCUUGUUUUCUCCGGUUUUCCCGGUUUAGUUGUUGAUCACGUGAGACGGAAUUAGUAGGAAAAAAUAAAAAUAUAAAUUUUAAACUUUAAUUGCAAACAGCACUUCCGAAAUGUCAUUUACAAAAAAAUCUUGAAAUUUUUGUACAUACCUAAAGUUUUGUACGAGUGAUAGAAUGUGUGAAUAGAAACUCGUUAAAUAUACUAUUCAGUGUUGGUGUAUUUCUUUAAGUACAAAUAAUAAAAAAAUCAUUACCCUUUAUUAAUAUAAUAACACUGCUGUAUUUAAUAAGCAUAAUGUAAUGUAUGUCAGUCAUAUAGCUGUUUUCAAUAAACAAAAUGUUUAAAUUAAAAGUUUGUCUAUACUUUUUCUCAGAGGCUUUUUUCAGUGUGUCACAGUUUUUCGAUUUCUUUCUAACACAUUAAGUUGGAAAUGACAGAAAAAAAGGUACGUCCGUGAUUAUACUCUUUAUAAUAUUUGUUCUAGUUGUUGAUAGAUGGCGCUAUAAUAAAAAAAAUAUUUACGUAUUAUCUAUACGACUAUACAAAUAAAAGAAUAUACCUUUUUAUAAAUGCAAUGAACACGAUUGAUUUGUUUUUAUACCAAAUUGCAAAUAAAAGGGCUACACUGCAAAAACCUUUUCAUAUUUUUAGCUGAUUACGAUUCUGACAACUGUCAGAGUUAACUAAAAUGUCAUGCAAUGAUUCUCUACAUUCUUAAAAUCAUGUAUGACGUUAAAAUUAAUGCCACACUGAAAGACUGAGACGAACUCUAGAUUGUAGUCGUAUAGAUAUGUAAUAAGUAAAUCAUUCUUUUCCGAUUAUAGUGCCAUCUAUCAACAACUAGAAUAAAAGUUAUAAAUGUGUAUAAUCACGGACGUACCUUUUCUUCUGUCACUUGUGACGCACUGCAAAAGCCUCUAAGAAGCACCAUACCAGUGUUUGCACAUUCAAAUUCGAAUUUUCCCGUUUUUAAAUUAGACAAUCUGUAGAAACGUUUAUAUAUUUAUUACACUAAUCAAAAUAUUUAAUCGCGCAUCAGUGAAAUUUUGAGAUUUUGUUACUAAUAUACAAUAAUAUUAUGUACUAACCUCUUGAAUAGAAAAUCAGAAUAAGUAACGAAUAUAUUUUCAACAAGCAAUUGGACUUAGUAAGUCGUAGGUUUUCACUCAGUGUGACCGGAAGUCGAUAUUUGAACUCUUCUUGUAACUUUACGUCGAAUAGACGAUUUUAUUAAUUUUGACUAAUUUUUGGCAUACUUUUGGUCUUUUGUGACAAAAUUUAACCGGAAAUGUCAUCAAAACGCGACGAUUGAUAUAAUAAAACACUUCCGAUUAGAAAUUUUUAACCUGAAGUAUAUAUUUGUUCUCAUCUUGCUAAAGUGCGUCGAAUUAUAUAUCCCAUGUACUAUUUCGGUGACUCUAAAACAGUAUUGAUGAGGUUUCAUUCGAUACCUUAUCAGUCAUUCUAUCUGUUCUAAUAACGGAGGAUUUGUGUUUACGGACGGACAGACAGACAUGGAUAAUUCAAGGUUUUCACAUUUUAAUGUUUGUAAAAUGGGUGAAAACAGAAUAAAAACUGAGGAAUGACAUUCUAUAUUUCGUAUUCGCAAGUUCUUUUAUCGUUGGUUUGGCUUUCGUUGGACCUCAAGAUCAGACAAUUUAGGAAGCAUCAAAUAAUAGCUCCUUUGAAAUGAAUCAUCUCCAAUAAUUUUCACUUUGUCUACAAUUUUUUUCCACUAUUCUGCGGAAACUAUUUUAAAGAACUUGUCAGACAAUUUUUAAAAAUAAUUAAAAUUGAAAAAUGUAUUUCAUGUUACAACAUAAUUUUUUAAAAGCUGCUCAAAUAAGCUCCAUCAGGUUUAAAUCUGAAUGACAUACGUAGUGGAAGCUUUAAUGCGUAGUGUAUUUUGCUCUUUGUUGAUGCGGAUACUUUAUCCUGUUGAAUGUUAUAAUAAAUUACAAGAAAGCUAAUACAGGAAAUUGGGACUAGAGAUCAACAUAGGAAAAACCAAAUAUAUGAAUAUCGGUGGAACAUUGCAGGACUUCAUACUAGACGGAGGACAAACAAUCAGUACAUGUAACGAAUCUGGGUAUGAAAAUCACGAAUGAUGGAACACUGGACCAUUAAAGAACGAAAUAUUCAGGGCAGGAAAGCAAUUGCACUUCUAAACUCAUUACUCUGGGACAAGCAGAUAAACAAUCAAAAUAAAAAAAGAUCCGUAAUGCCUAGUGAAAAGCAUCAUAACAUACAGCUGCGAAGUAUGGCCUAUAAAGGAAAAAUCAAAACAAAUGUUAGGGGUCACCGAAAUGGAUUUCUGGAGAAGAGCUGCAGGAAGAUCAAGAAGAGAACAUGUCACCAAUGAGCGGAUACGAGAAAUAAUGAAGGUCACACAUACAAUAAAUGACGAAAUACAACUAAGAUGGUUUGGUCACGUGCAAAGAAUGCAUGAGGACAGAAUCCCAAAACAAAUACAAAACUAGAAACCGCAAGGUAGAAGAAGAAGAGGUAGACCGAGGAAAAGUUGGCAAGAAGGAAUAAACAAAGCCAUGGAGGAAAGAGGUCUGCAAGUAGAUCAAUGUGUGGACAGAGAGGAAUGGCGAACGGGUAUCUGAAGACGGAGAACGUUGUAAACCGAUAAUAUAAAAAAAGUGCAUUGCCCAUCAUGACGACAUUGAAGCUCCUAUUAUCAUAGUAAUCACCCGAUUUUGUUUGCGACUUCCAUCUUACAUAAGAUCCAUAAUAUUUUGACGUUUAAUUUAGUUUUGUACCUAAAAAACAAUGGUAAUACAUAAAAAAAGUUACGGAGACAUAUUCCAUUCAACAUAACUACAGCACUGCUCUGCACUAGGUACAUAUGGAAUGUUGAAAAAAAAAAUAUAAAUGAAGUUUUCUGUGAUUACUUCCUGAUCGGAGCGAUAUCUCUCCCCACGGAGCUUUUUUUUAGACGGAAAAGAAGAUUAGUCACUGGGGGAGAGAUCUGGGCUAUACAGUGGAUGCGGAAGCUAUUCCAACCCCAUAUCGUGCAUUUUUGCCAUCGUUUUCAUUGACUUGAACACAAUUUUUUUUGUAUUGUCAGACUAUACACAAUAUAUCCAACAAACCUAAAGAAAAUAGUAGAAAGCUAUUCGAACUAAAUAAGGGAAUAAUAUUAAAGAUCAAGAAAAUGAAGAAAAGAGAAUAAGAAAAAUUUAAAUAAAUAUAAAAGCAAGCAUGACGGAAAUUGCCACCGAAUUUUUUGUGUAUUCUUUCUUCCAGAUACUCUACAUAAGAAUAUGUGGAAUGCAAAAAAAUCAUGUUUAAUUAACUAAUGUGUUUUCAAUUUUUCCCAUUGCCGUUUCCAUUCUUUAAAUUUUGAUGACUUGAUGUAACAGUGCGAUAAGGAUGUCAACAUUGGUUUCCAGGCUUAUAAGGCACAGACGAAGCAUUAGGUAGAAAUUGCAGUUAAGGAAUACGAGGUAAGUACGUUAUAGUCAACUACAAAAUAAGAAAGUCUUACAUAACGCGAGAAAUGAACUGAAAAUUUUCAAAAUUUCACUGAGCAAUGCCCUAUAUAAUUCAAAUGUAUGCUUUUUAAACAUAUUUCAUAUAUUUGGAAGUUAGGAUGUAAAGAAUAUAAUGCAGUGAUAACAGAUAGUUCGCAUUGGUCCUAAAGCAUGCGUUUGUGUUGUAUUACUGCUAAUGGAGAAAUUAGCAAAUGCUGUGAAAACUUUAUGUUAGGACCGUUAAAAAUUAAAUGUCAUAUCAAAUUUUCGUAUGAUUUGGUUAAUUUCAGCACACGAUUGCUAUCAAAAACAGCUUGAAUUAAAAUUGCUUCUUGACGUACUGUAAAUUAAUAUUCAACUAACUUGUAAUGACAAUUGAUAGAAAAUUUAAACAAACUGACCAACUGAAUCACUGCUGAUUAAAUCCAAGUUGUUCCACCGUCUAUAUCUUAAGAUCCUUAAAUGUUUUUUAAAAGUUUUGAUAUCGGUGAGUGCGUGAGUGGUCCGAUAAGUACUUAGUCUCUCUGUCCGAGAGCGCCACGAUCGAAAAAGAAAUCUACCAUUGUCCAAUACAUUCUUGUUGUAUGUGUCAAAAUCUGAGCCGAAUCCGACUUGUAGUUUUGUUUUCACAGUGUGUGCAAAUGAGCCUGUUGAGGUUUUUAGAAAUAUAUAAAAAGAGCAAUAUCGGUCAUUGAUUUGAAUCUUGUGUUUGAAAAAGAAAUCAAGCAGUCAAAUCAAAGAGCGCUUCUUGAAUGCCGUGUACGGUUACUCUUCCCCUUCGAUGGCGAACGUCAAAAAUUGGUUUAACGAAUUGUUUAACUAGGUAGGAAGUCUACUUUACAUACCUCGAGAGAACAUAUUUUUCCGACGGGUUAAAGAAGUUGAAGCGUCGCUGCGUCAAGUGUAUCUAGCUGAAAGGAGACUAUGUUCAGCAGGGGCGGUUUCUCCAUUGGUUCACUUGUGCAGUGAACACCCAAUAAAAGUUCAUUAAAAUACAGUUUUUUUAAAUCUCAUAAAUAUUAUACAUAAUAUGUAAUAUUAAAAUAUUUUUUUAAUAUCAUAGAAUCAUUAAAAUAUAACUUUAUUUAUUAAUCAUAUUUACUUGCUCUACGCCGCUGGAUGCACGUGGCAAGUACAGAUACUAAGCUCUGGGCCUAGAUUCCGUGCACUGUAGAUAUCUACAGUCGCUUUCUGUCGAUGGCAAUUGUCAUAAAAAUAUUUGAAUUUUUAGUUUUAAUUCAAAUAUUUUCUUGUUUUACUAAGUGUCACUUCAGCAUCAAUUAGAGUAUAACCUAGCAAAACUAGAAAAUAAUUCACUUAAAGCUAAAAAUUCAAAUAUUUUCAUGACACGUGACAUCGAUAGAAGGCGACUGUAGAUAUCUACAGUGCACGGAAUCCAGGCCCUGGUGCAGAAUUCAAAAUGAACCAGUCAGUCCUAACUUACCCCUGUAGUUAGAAAGAGAAAUCUUAAAAUCGGUGAAAAAGCAUUUCGCCUAUCUAACACAGUGAGGAUUUGUGCAGUGCACGCAGAGACCAGUGGAGCGUUUCGGUUCACAGUUUGGAAUUUUCUGUUGUGGGAUUUAGUUACAUAAGGUUAAAUCUUAAAUACAAUAUUAGUAGUUUUAUUAUGGAGCCUUAUUAAGUGGAAGUUAUAAAAGAAAAUGCAAAUAGUUUUGAAAAUCGACUUCUUAUAAAAAAGAAUGGUCCACCUUAGCCGGAGAUACAAGAAUGUGCUAUAAAAAACAAAAAGUUUAAACGUUGCUUCAAAGUUGAUCAAUAUAAAAAAACUGUGGUUGUGUGGGUAUGAUAAACUACAUUCUUUGUUUCGUUUUCCAUGUUUUGUAUUUUCAAAGAAUGAAACUAUAUCUUCAGAGUGGACAAAAACGGGCGUUCGGGAUUUAUCUCAUUUAUCAACAAAAUUUAAAAAACACGGAUCUUCCCAAAUUCAUUUAAAAAGUGAAUUUCAACUCUCAGAUAUUGGCAAUAUUGAUGUUCGCCAAUUAUUAGAUUCUGGGUAUAGGAAAAAAACGCGCCUUGCAUUUUACCUCAAUGGUGGUGUGGAAAUGAAUGCAUUAUUUAAUCGAAAUUAGUUACAGAUUUUAUGUAUACCUACCAUACAUAAAUAAUAAAAAAUGAUUAAUAUUCCACAAAGUAAACAGGCGAAGCACUCAUUAUUGAUAAUUUGUUAACGAACGCCUAUGCAAUAAGUAAAUAUAUAAUUUGGUGAGAAGCAGGAAACUAUAAUAGUUUCACUAAUCCGCUUAGGUCCCGCUGGGUUUUUUCCCCAAAAACUUUGUCACCUGUGCCGCAAUUGCCCGCGGCUAUUAUUCACCGUUUCUCUAAUUACAUUCCUUAAUUGAACACCCUUUUUAAAUUACCACGAGCCGCCACUGAUGUUCAGAAAUAAAUCACCACUUUUCCCAAAAUGUUUAUUUUUCUGUUGUAGGCUAAGUACUUAUCGGACCACCCUAGUACAGUGGUAAAAAUUUUACCAGGGUCAUGAACUUAUACAAUCAAGACUGCAAUAAAACCCCAAGCAAACACCAACAUAUUUGGCCUCCUACUAGCUCUCUACUGCUAUUAUUUUCGGAUUCUUCGGUCAUUAACCUUCGGAUGACCAAGGGGGUAAAUUUGAACCCCAGCGUAUGUUUUUCUUUAAUAAAUUCAAACGUAUUUUCAAUUUUUAACUCAUUAUUUUUUUAUUUGACUUUAAUAUCAUUCUAGAUAUCCUCAUAUUUUGAAAUAAAAAAAAUUCCCUAUAUUUUACGAAUAAAAAAUAUAUUCUGAAGUUGAUGUUUAGUAAAAUACCGUCUAUUAUGUGGAAUUCCAAGUAGUUUUACACUGCGCGUUGUCUAAAUCUAUUUUUAGACUGUGGUGCCUGUUAUAUACAAAUCAUGACAUUCCUGUCUGCUACAGUUAUGACAUUAUUAUUAUUUCCUGGCGUAUAUUAUUAUAGUUUCUUAGUAUUUUAUGUACAUAUAAGAUAUGGCCCGCAAAUAUCUUACUGAGGCUGAGUUACAGCAAAUUGUUACUGCUAAGAUUUAAAUGCUGAAAACAUUAAUUCCAGGUCAUUUUUGACCUGGGGUCAUUUUUUACCCCCGUUUGUCAUCCGUGUAACAAAAAAAGGUUGCUCAUCGGAAGGUUACAAGGCGUAGAAAAGAACACUGAGUGGCAUACUUGCAUUUCGUGCGCCUAUAGUAUAAUUAAGAUAUAGAUUAUUAAUAAUUGUGUUUACACUUUAUUGAUACACAUAUAUAUAUUUUUUAGCAGCAAAUGCAAAUUUUAAUAGUGUUGAUGGAUAAGAAUAAGUAAUAUCAAAAGAAGCAAUUUUAAGGUCAUGUAAACAUUUGAUCGUCAAUUUUCGUUUGAAAUACCUACUUAAUUUGUAAUAAAAAUAUAAGUAAAUAUGACAAACAAAAAAGUUUCUACUUGUAAACAUUAGCAGGGUACAUAAUUUUGUGUGAUUGUUUGUAAACGUUCAUAUUUUCUGAACCUGCCGAAGCCUUUCGGGAUUUUCAGAAAGAUAUGUUAAAAAUUUCGACUGCACAUACUGACUGCAUCAUUAACCUGCCACUGUUAGUUGGACCAAAAUAAUGUGGAAGUUGAAACGCUUGAUGGUAACAUGGGGCAUUUUUGUAUUUAUUUGCCAUUAUAAGAAUGGGAAUAAUGUGUUAUUGUUUUGAUCACAGUUUCAAAAAUAUAUGAGGAUCAAUAUUUUAAACAUUUAAUUCGAAUUAAUGAAUAAACGACAAUUUCUGCAUAAAAUCGACUCGGGCAAAACUGUACAACACAAUCAAAUCUAUCCAAGUGACCAAUUGACAUCUAUGAAUUUUCUUUCAUUCAAAUUUAAAACAAAUUUGACAACCUCUUAAGAAUAUGACUACACUGACUCACAAAAUUUUUUCAAGCUUCUCGUUCGAUACGUAAUUUAAUUAGAAGCACCAUAUAUGCCACAUCCUCUGGAGAAAGGAAAAACAUUCGAACAUCUGAAUUUUGAGGCAUUGGUUAAGUAAAUCGUGGCAAUGAGACUGCAAAGAGCAUAAUUCUAUCUGAAUAGCAGAUUACACUAACAUUUGUCAAUAACCAGCACCUCGCAGAUUCGCCACUGAAUGAAUAGUGAGUUUCCGAUAGGUUCGCGAAUUUGAAUUUUCUGAAUUUGUCUGGAACUUAAAUAAUUAUUGAGUGCUGUAAUUCCUUAAGGAUUGAGACACCUCAUAUUGAAAAAGCAUUUUACUAAAUUACUAAUUUCAUUCAUGAUUUCUCGGCAAUUACUUUUUUCGGGAUGUACCGUACCAUUUGAUUUCAAUUGUCGUUCUUUGUGUUUCAUUUAUAUUUCAUCAGUCCAUUCAUUAUUAUUAUUAUUUGAUAUAAUUCCUUUGUAGUGGCGCUGUACAAUAAAGGAACGUACAUAUGUAUGUAUAUGCAAUUAUUAAUAUAAUUUCGGAGUUGUGUUGUUUUAGAUUGCUGCUUUAAGUCAAAAUUUAUCGAGGAAUUAUGAUAAUACAGACAAUAUUGAUAUGACAAUUCAUAAAAAGUUUUACCACAGUCCUGUUUUGUCACUGUUUUUACCUGCGUCUCGGGAACACAUGCCGGUUACACAUACGGAUUAACUUCCGUGCAUGAGUUUUACAUGUUUUUAACGGGUUAACGGUUUCUUUAAAAUAUUGUCUUAGGUCCGGCUUCACCAAGAACAAAUAAAUCGGUGAACAGUUUAUUCGUCGAAUAAAAUUUAUUAGACGUUUAUAUUUUUGUUUCAAUAAUAUUUUGAUAAUUUAAAGUUUAACUGAUUUUCUUUGUUAUAGAUACUUAAAGCGAGAUUAACUUGUCAGUUUACUCGAAGACUAAAUAUUUAUUUGAUAAAUAAAUAAGUCUUAUUUGACGUUGGAGAAACGUAGAUGUGUCGGAUUUAUUGGUCGAAUAACUUUAUUCAUCGAAUAAACUACUAUUUGUCGUUGGUGAAACCGGCUGUUAGACUAUUACAUAGAGAAUUAAAGCAUUCGUUCAAUGGUAAUGGAACCCAUAGAAAAAGGUCCAAGCGCGGGCACCCUUCAGCGGGUCAUAGUAGAAAAGUUAUUUGCACUUUUUGCUGCCUUUGCGGGUCAGCAGAGAAAAACGUUGAUGUGCCCUCAGUGGCAAGUGACAAUCAAUAGAGCCCUAGAUAGAAUCACCAGUUGCGACGUCUCAGCAAUCUCUGUAUGUGUAGGUAGGGAGUGGGAUGAAACAGUACCCAGUAGGAAUUAUUAGUAAGGGUUGGAUUAAGGAUUAGCUUAAAAUUGACGAUGCAAAUUAUUGAAAUCAUACAUCUACAAAAAUAGAAGGUUAGUUUUUGCAUGUGAAAAAUUGAACAAGUGCUCUAUUUAUUCAAAUUUCGAUAGCUUUAAUUUUGCCAAGUACUAGAUUAUUGUUGCUUCCUAAAUUAGGGUUCUCACAUUAAACAUAUAUUCUCCUUUUCAUGAACAUUUUUCAGUGCGUCACAAAUUAUAGAAAAAAAGGUAAGUCCGUGAUAAUACACAUUUAUGACAUUUAUUCUAACGUGACAUUUUAGUUAAAUCUGACAGUUGUCAAAUUUUAUUUUCAAUUUGGAAUAAAACCAAAUCAAUUGUGUCUAUUGCAUUUAUAAAAUGGUAUUUUCUUUCAUUUGUAUAGUCUUAUAAAUUGUACAGAUUAUAUUGAUAAUAUUAUUAUUUUAUUUAAUAAAUAAUUCUUUUUUGAUUAUGGCGCCAUCUAUCGACAACUAGAAUAAUCACCGAACUAGAAUAAUUACCGAAGUAUUCCCAGACGUGCCUUUUUUUCUGUCACAUACAAUUUAAUGCGUUAGAGAGAAAUCGAAAAACUGUGACGCACUGAAAGAUGAUCAUGAGAAAAAGAAUAUCUUUAUUACCAAUGAAUUAAAAAAUGUCUUAAACUACCAUCAAUCGUUUAAAAACUUCCCAAAAUGUAUAUACAGCUUGAAAAAUUGGAAGAGACUAAGCAUAGAAUAGAAAAGAAACGAUGUAAUGUGAUUUAAAAUUAAAAAAUGUCCAGAAAAUUUUGAGUGAUACAAUUAUUGAUGUAGAGGUGUUUGUAUAGUUCAAGCGCUAGAAAGGUCUUUAGAAAAUGAAAUCGUUUUGAUAAUUUUUCGAUGACAAAAGCAACAAGUAGCACUAAUUGUAUUUGAUGGUUUAUUAGUGGCAAAUUGAAUUAGGCGAAUCGUCAGUAGAAGAACAAUCGAAAUGUUAUUUCAAUAAUUGCUGAAUUAAGGAAAGUCCAGUAAACUGGGAUUUUGUCUAAAAAUUCUUAUAAGAUGGUGUAUUUUUUAGUAUUGGUAUUGUAGUGGUAAGUAAUACGUAUAAUCUUAAUGAACAAAAUUUCGUCUUAGUCCAAGUUUAUUUUGCCAUAGUACAUUUAUUUUUAAUGAAUUUAAAGAUUUUAACGGGAUGUAAAAAAUGUUCUUCACGGUCUCGGAUGAUAUGUUGAUUUUUCUGAUAUCAGAAUUUUUGUUUGGAAAUAAUACUAAUUAUUAAUAUGAUAUCUUCUUCUUUAAGUGCCAUCUCCGCGACAGAUCAGCAAUUACUAUAGCUAUUCGGAUUUUAGAGACAGCUGCUCUGAAAUUUCAUUUGAUGUACAUCCGUACCAUUCUGUCAGGUUGCGCAGCCAUGAUAUUCUGCGUCUCCCUAUGCUUCUUUUUCCUUGAAUCUUUCCCUGCAUAAUUAUUUGAGGAGUAUCAGUCCACGAAAAUUAUAAUUACUAAAAAGUUCUCAGAAAUAAUUGCUUCGUCGGUAGAAACAGAAACAGAAAGGGAAAUAAUUGUUUUCGUCGGCAUCUAUUAUUAUGAACUACAUCUUUUCGUUAUAAAUAUUUUGGGAGUUAUAAUCUUCGCGGACACGCAUAUAAAAAAGAAUUGUAUCGCCAACACUUAUCAAAGAGUUAUUAUUUUCACUGGAAAUGUAUUAGGAAUCACAUUAAUCAUAGGUACCAGCGACAUAUUUCAUAUGGCGAAUAUUUUGCACAAAUUACUCCUGGUAUAACCCAUGUUAGUUUCGUUUUUCUAUUCUUAUUGGAGAAAGCAUUUUCGUUAAAAGAUACAUACAAACAAGAGUCACUACUAAUCCCCUCAAAUGCUUGAUCAACCUUAAGCUCUUGUUUUACUGGACUUUCUUACGUCUGAAUGAACAGUCAACUCCCAUUUUUUCAACUAAAUGUUUUCAUUAGUAUUCGUACAAAUAAUUUGUCGAUGUUUGAAAAAUAAACUAGAUACUAAUUAUUGUGAUUUGGCCUGAAAGAAUAUUUGUAAACUUAAUGUAAUAUAGACUAUCUGCAUGUAUCAUAGAUUAAAUUUAUAAUUGUAAAAGCUUGCAUAGGGUUUUAUCAAAUAUUUUAGUAUGUUUUUCUCUAUAUGAAUUAAUGUUGCAUUUUGUGAAAAAGUACUUGACUUUACUGAUGUAGACACACAUUAUUGGAUUUUGCGAUCUAUAUUGUGUUUUUGCAGUAAUAAAGCUUGUUCAAGGCUUAA
Messenger RNA from Diabrotica virgifera virgifera (western corn rootworm), 39004 nucleotides. RefSeq names its product homeodomain-interacting protein kinase 2 (gene Hipk). Gene Ontology annotation, biological process: peptidyl-serine phosphorylation; peptidyl-threonine phosphorylation. The transcript is spliced from 17 exons. Gene Ontology annotation, cellular component: cytoplasm; nucleus. The coding region runs from base 314 to 4147 and encodes 1277 amino acids. NCBI's taxonomy places the organism in Eukaryota, Metazoa, Arthropoda, Insecta, Coleoptera, Chrysomelidae. Gene Ontology annotation, molecular function: protein serine/threonine kinase activity; ATP binding; protein tyrosine kinase activity. The record is from RefSeq and is a predicted model, not a curated record.